AUGGAGGAUGGCAAAGAAGAGCACCAGUUCGUUGUGGACGAUGUAAGUAAGAUAAUCAAGGAAGCGAUCGAGACGACGAUUGGAGGCAAUGCUUAUCAGCAUGACAAAGUCAACAACUGGACCGGAUCUGUUGUCGAGAACUGCCUUAGCGUGUUAACUAAGCUACAGAAGCCUUACAAGUACAUCGUAACGUGCAUGAUAAUGCAGAAAAAUGGCGCUGGGCUGCAUACGGCAAGUUCUUGCUACUGGAAUAACGAAACCGAUGGUUCUUGCACAGUGCGCUGGGAGAAUAAGACGAUGUACUGCAUCGUAUCGGUGUUCGGACUUUCGAUCUAA
Molecule: messenger RNA, 336 nt
Organism: Anopheles marshallii
Lineage: Eukaryota; Metazoa; Arthropoda; Insecta; Diptera; Culicidae
Gene: Dlc90F
Product: dynein light chain Tctex-type
Exons: 3
Coding region: 1-336 (111 amino acids)
Biological process (GO): microtubule-based movement
Cellular component (GO): cytoplasmic dynein complex; cytoplasm
Molecular function (GO): dynein intermediate chain binding
Source: RefSeq, a predicted model, not a curated record